Messenger RNA from Lecanosticta acicola, 1119 nucleotides. The record is from the annotation of a GenBank genome assembly. NCBI's taxonomy places the organism in Eukaryota, Fungi, Ascomycota, Dothideomycetes, Mycosphaerellales, Mycosphaerellaceae.
AUGCUCUUGACCGGUGAAUACAAAAUGACUGCUUGCCUGCCAUUACCUCCCACCACGUCAGUGAACAACACCAAAGCCAACAUGUCUACCUCGUCCAAGUCUCCAGACCGGGCUUCCGUCCAGCAGGUUGCCAAGAAGGCGCUCCAAACCAAGUCCGUCUCGGUCGAGAGAUUGGAGGGCAGUGUCUUUCGAACAUUCCGACUCCAACCACCUUCAGACUACUUUUACGUGCUAAGGUGCCGGCCAUCUUCUCAUGUGAGACUCCUUCGCCACGAAGAGGGACGAGUGCAAAUUGAAGCCUCGAUAUUGCAGACAUUACGAGGCCGAUCCGACAUCUUGAUUCCCAGGCUCAUCGAAUCACAUUCCACUUCGUCGACAAUCGGAAGCUACUACCUCAUCAGCGGGCCUUUCAGAGGUGCCAGCUUGGCGGAUAUCGAACCUCAGCUGUCAAGAGAUGCUCUUGCCAGCGUGGAUCGGAGUGUUGGACGCUACGUCCGUCAGCUCAAACGAUUGCCGCCGGGCAGGGCUUUUGGCGCCAUCACUCCCACGAGCGGCACGGCCCCUACCACAUCAUGGUACAGGUGCUUUGGCGGCAUGCUGGAGAAUCUCCUGCGGGAUGCCGAAGACGCACUCGUCAGUCUCCCGUAUGAGUUCAUUCGAGACCAAGUCCGACGACACCAGAAAGUUCUCGACCAGAUUACGGAGCCGAAAUUGACCUUGCUGGAAAUGUACACCGACAAGAACAUCGUCGUGGACACCAGCAGCUACACUGUCUCUGGACUCAUGGACUGGUCAUCGGCCAUGUGGGCGGAUCCUUACAUCUCGGAUUGCUUCUAUCGAUGCUCGUAUGGGUUUGAAAGUGGAUUUGGAUCCCUCCCGAAUCGCAAUACGGACGAAAGAAUUCGGCAGUAUCUGUAAGUGAAGUCUGAUCCGUCAUGUCGUAGCACCCUAGUUAGCUUGUUUUUUUUCUUACUAAUCCGAUCGAUCAGAUAUACCCUGUACCACGCCCUCGCAGCGGUUGUGCGACUCUGCUAUCGACCCUCCGAGGAUGGCGACGAGAUGGCCGCUCGGAGGGAUCUGACCGCCGCGCUGUCGAAAUUAUCGAGUCUCUCGCGAUAA